CGGAAGUCGCUUCCGGCGUGACAAUCCAACAUGGCGGCGCCCGGCGCUGUCGCCGUGGCCGAGCACGGAGCCGGUUCUGAAACAGCACAGAGCCCGGUAGAAGCGCCCGCCGGGGUCAGUAGGAGGCAGCAGUUCGGAAACCGCUUCCUGACGGACCCGAGCCAGGUGUUCCAGCACAACGCUUGGGACAAUGUGGAGUGGACGGAGGAGCGGGAAGCGGCCGCCAGGCGGAAGGUCCAGGAGAACAGUGAGCCCCUCCCUGCGGAGAAGCAAGAGGAUUACGAAGUGCGGGCCAACGAGUACUGGAACGACUUCUACAAGAUUCACAAGAACCGCUUCUUCAAAGAUCGUCACUGGCUCUUCACCGAGUUCCCAGAGCUCGCGCUGAACUGCAGGACCAAGGCUGGGGGCGAUACCCUGGAGGGAGGUGCGGGUCGGGACGGGGAAGGUCCUGCCUCAAGUCACACCGAUGUCUCGUCCCUCAACGGCUGCGACUUUCCUGGCUCGGAGUCAACGUACCGCGUCAUGGAGGUCGGCUGUGGUGUGGGGAAUACAGUGUUUCCCAUCCUGAAGACAAACAACGAUCCGGGACUUUUUGUGUACUGCUGCGAUUUCUCCAGCACGGCUGUAGAGCUCGUCGAGACCAACGAGGACUUCGAUCCUCAGCGCUGCUUUGCCUUCGUUCACGACCUCAGCGACCCAGAGGCUGAGUUUCCUGUGCCGAACGGCAGCCUCGACGUCAUCGUGCUCAUCUUUGUUCUCUCGGCCCUCCACCCCGACAGAAUGUACGUGUCCAUCAGCAGACUGGCUCGCCUGCUGAAGCCGGGGGGGAUGUUGCUGCUGAGGGACUACGGACGCUACGACAUGGCGCAGCUCCGUUUCAAGAAAGGAAGAUGUUUGUCAGAGAACUUCUACGUCCGAGGAGAUGGGACACGUGUCUACUUCUUCACUCAGGAUGAGCUGCACGAAUUGUUCACGCGCGCCGGGCUGGAGAAGGUGCAGAACCUGGUCGACCGGCGGCUGCAGGUUAACCGGGGAAAACAGCUGACUAUGCAUCGCGUCUGGAUCCAGUGCAAGUACCGCAAGGCCUCUGGAGCCGAUGGAGGAAGAUCUGCGGGUGAGGCCAGAAGCGGAUCGUAACCCCCCUGGUUACAGUGGAAAGAGCCGUGCGGACAGCGUCGGCGCGGAAGAUGAUGUGCAGGGGUGUACAGGGGACUUGUCGGUGAUGACCCGCGUGGCGCAGGAUUUCCUUUUAGCUUCACGUGUUCUUGCGUAUUUGUCUUCUUUUACAUGACUGGACCCGUUGGCCAUCUGUGCUGCCGCUAAGGUCAGCGGUGGCUGCGACGCGCUAUUUUAAAGCAACCACUUUAUACUGUACGAAUAAAGAAACGAAACAAAAA
Molecule: messenger RNA, 1400 nt
Organism: Scleropages formosus (Asian bonytongue)
Lineage: Eukaryota; Metazoa; Chordata; Actinopteri; Osteoglossiformes; Osteoglossidae
Gene: mettl2a
Product: methyltransferase 2A, methylcytidine
Exons: 9
Coding region: 31-1140 (369 amino acids)
Molecular function (GO): tRNA (cytidine-N3)-methyltransferase activity
Source: RefSeq, a predicted model, not a curated record